This is a messenger RNA of Drosophila ficusphila, 2651 nucleotides long. It is a transcript of the gene Zw10, whose product is annotated as centromere/kinetochore protein zw10. Gene Ontology annotation, biological process: mitotic cell cycle; mitotic spindle assembly checkpoint signaling; endoplasmic reticulum to Golgi vesicle-mediated transport. Lineage: Eukaryota; Metazoa; Arthropoda; Insecta; Diptera; Drosophilidae. The record is from RefSeq and is a predicted model, not a curated record. The coding region runs from base 89 to 2254 and encodes 721 amino acids. The transcript is spliced from 2 exons. Gene Ontology annotation, cellular component: RZZ complex; nucleus; chromosome, centromeric region.
ACUAGCAAGCAAUCGCCACAGCCGCAAACAAGUUGUGAUUUGGUUUUUGGAAUAAUUGGGUAAUAAGGACGAGAGGGAACAAGCAGUCAUGGAGGAAGUGGCGCCGCGUUUAAAGGUGCUGGAAGAGGCUUUCCAAGGCAAUGGCAAUGGAUGCGCCAGUGUGGAGGCCACCCAGUCAGCCGUGUCUCAAGUGCUGACGCGCGUCAAUCGCUUCCAAGUCCGAGUCCGCAAGCACAUCGACGACAACUAUACGGAGUUCAUGCCCAACCACACGUCGCCAGAUAUUUUCCUAGAAGAGUCGGCCUCCCUAGACCGGGAGAUCCACGACCUUUUAGAGACAGUGGGCGCCGAGGGUUUGAGUGCCUUGGACGAGGCAAAUGCCAAGUUGGCGGACAGCGGAAGACAACUGCGCGAGAUCCUUUUGGGCCUAAGAGUCAGUGAGCAUGUGCUGAAGAUUGACGAGCUGUUUCAGUGCGUAGAGGAAGCCAAGGCUAUGAAAGAUCACCUGGUUAUCCUUGAUCUUGUCGGUCGUUUAAGAGCAUUUAUUUAUGGAGACGAUGCCGGAGACGGGGAUUCGCUUGUGACCUUGCCCGAUGUGCGACGCGUCUUCCAGGCACUAGAGUGCUAUGAGACAAUAAGAGUGAAGUACCACGUACAGGCCCAUCUUCUGCAGCAGAGCCUUCAGGAGCGGUUCGAUCGACUGGUGCAGCUCCAGUGUAAAUCCUUCCCCAAAUCGCGCUGCGUCACUUUGCAGGUGAGCCGGGAUCAGGCGCAGCUGCAGGACAUCGUUCAGGCUCUCUUUCAAAAGCAUUACAAUCCGGUGCGCCUCUGCGAAUUCCUGCUGGAGAACUGUAUCGAACCGCUGAUCCUACGGCCGGUGAUGGUGGAAUACAGUGAAGAUGCCGACGGUGGUGCCUACGUCCGUUUGUCACUUUCCUACGCCACCAAAGAGACCAGUUCUGCACAGCUACGCCCGAACUACAAGCAGGUUUUAGAGCAUUUCCGGCUGCUGCUGCAAACUCUGUCUGGGAUCAACAGCAGUGUCUCCAGCGAGCAGCACGUUUUUAGCAUCAUUGGCGAUCACGUUAAGGAUAAGAUGCUGCAGCUUCUGGUGGACGAGUGUCUGAUACCGGCUGUACCAGAAACCAUGGAGGAGUACCAGUCCUCAACGCUUUGCGAAGAUGUCGCACAGUUCGAGCAGUUGCUUGUGGACUCAUUCCUUAUCAAUGCAGACCACGAUCGUGCACUGGUGCAGUUCGUCGAACAGUACGAGACCUACUACCGCAAUCGACUGUCUAGACGGGUUUUAGAAAUGGCACGCGAGAUCAUUCAGCGGGAUUUGCAGGAUAUGGUGCUAGUUGCGCCCAACAACCUCUCCACCGAAGUGGCUAACGAUCCCUUCCUCUUUCCACGCUGCAUGAUUUCAAAAAGCGCACAGGAUUUUGUUAAGCUGAUGGACCGCGUCCUGCGUCAACCAACGGAAAAAUUAGGGGAUGAGGAAGCCGAUCCUCUAGCCGGGGUCAUUGCCUUGAUGCUGAACACCUACAUCGAUGAAAUUCCCAAAGUGCACCGAAAGCUGCUUGAAAGCAUUCCGCAGCAGGCGGUGCUGUUCCACAAUAAUUGCAUGUACUUCAGCCACUGGGUGGCUCAACAUGCCAAUAAAGGAAUUGAAAGUUUGGCGGCUUUAACGAAAGCGCUGCAGGCCACAGGCCAGCAGCACUUCCGGGUGCAAGUCAACUAUCAAGCGCGUAUUCUAACGGAGAUCAUGGACGGUUUCGAGUUCGAGAGUCCGCACACGCUGGGCUCCGGACCACUGAAGCUGGUGCGCCAGUGUCUUCGACAGUUGGAGCUUCUAAAAAACGUGUGGGCCAAUGUGCUUCCGGGGAAUGUUUACAAUGCUACCUUUUGCGAGCUGAUCAACACCUUUGUCGCUGAGCUCAUCCGUCGAGUGCUCACGCUGCGCGAUAUUUCUGCCACGAUGGCCUGCGAGUUAAGUGACCUCAUCGAUGUGGUGCUGCAGCGGGCGCCCACCCUUUUCCCCGAGCCAAACGAAGUGGCCCAGGUUCUCUCCUGGCUACGGUUGCAGCAGUUAAAAGCCAUGAUGAACGCCUCGCUUAAGGAAAUCACGGAACUGUGGUGUGAUGGCGCGGGACCGCUGACCGCCAGCUACAAGUCGGAAGAGAUCAGGCACCUAAUCCGGGCGCUCUUCCAGGACACAGACCGAAGGGCCAAGGCCAUUACACAGAUAGUUUAGUUUCCACACUAAAUCCACAUAGAUUUUUAGAAAGCGAGAAAUGUUUACAAGUGAAGUCUCAUCAUUUUCAAAAUUUAUAUAUUAAACAAAGUGGAGUGUGAAUUGAUGAAUAAUGGUUAUUGUAGGUAAAUAGCAUGUGUUAUUUUUGGAACUUACUAAGCAGAGAAAUUUUGAAGUAGAGUUUAAGUCAGUUCUAAAGCCCAAUUUAAUAAUUUGAUAAUCUUUAGUUCUUGUUGGUUUCCUUGUGUUUUCAUUUUUGCAAUUGAAUUUGUAAUGAAAUAAGCAUCCAGUUUAGAUUACUUCUUUGAGCCACAAAGAUAUCCAUAAUGCCCGUAAAACAACACACAUUCUCUAUCUUAAGCUUUAUUUAAAAUAAUAAAAACAACUCAAACCACAA